Molecule: messenger RNA, 2556 nt
Organism: Trypanosoma cruzi
Lineage: Eukaryota; Euglenozoa; Kinetoplastea; Trypanosomatida; Trypanosomatidae
Exons: 1
Coding region: 1-2556 (851 amino acids)
Cellular component (GO): cilium
Source: RefSeq, a predicted model, not a curated record
AUGUUGGGAACCCUUUUUUCAUCGGAAGAGAAAUAUGGGCCUCGAUUGACUAUGUCUCUUUGCCAUUGUUCUUCGGAGGAUGGAGAUCAUCCCGCGCGUGCAUUGCGCCAUCAAGUCCAAAAUUCGACCGGGUGGCAAUCUGACAAGGGAUGCGUGUAUCCACAAGAGCUUGGAUUUGCAUUUGAAGGUGAAGUCGAACUGCAUUUUAUUCGUGUACUUUCUCAUGAAAGAAAGAUUGCAUCACGUAUAGAAGUUUUUAUUGCGGAAGCCACCAAAGAGGAAAUAGAAAAUGGUACGAUUAAACCAUACCACUCAAGCAAUUUUCGGCGUUUGGGAUAUGUUUGUUUUGUUACCACUGCAGAUAAUGCGUUUGGAGCUCGUGAACUUAAAACAAUAAAUAUUCGACAAAAAUGCGUUUACGUCAAACUUUUGAUUUCAAGGCCCUAUAGCAGUGACUACAAUCUGUUUCAUCAAGUAGGUAUCGUCGCGCUCACAAGUCACGGCACAAUUCGGCGUACAUAUCAGGGUGCCCCAACAAGGAGAAUAUGUCUUAUUGGAGAAACAGUAGAAGUUCCCUUGGAUGAGAUGCUUCCACCACGCCUGGGGAAUCCUCAGUCGGUGCAACCCCAGGAUGAUAUUGGUCUGGAAAUAGACCAGGUGACAGCUCGUCGCAUUGCAGAAAUUGUAUUGUUGAAGGAAAGGGCUGUGGCAGCGGAAGAUUAUGAUCUUGCGAAUGCCUUGAAGUCAUGUUUGCUUUCUUUAGAAAGAGUUGGGAAAAAACUCUAUUAUUUAGAAAAGGAAAAGGCGACGGCAGUAAAAGAGGAGGAUUAUGCUUCUGCAAAGAAUUUGAAACGUCAAAUUGACAAUUUAAGGGAAGAAGCAUACAGAAUUCCCACCUCAGUGCCGGAAAAGGCCGAAAGCUGUAAGGAUUCAAAUAGAUUAUAUGAGCCGUCAAGUGGGAAAGAACCACCACUCACGAGUGAGUUAAUGACAGCGGAACUUCGGGGAGGAGAGCAGAUGCCCUCAGUACACGCUGCUACCCCUCUCCCUGCAUUGCUUGACGAAUCGCCCGUGGGAGGACGUGAUUUGUACAUGAUAAAAAACUCGGAUAACCUAAUGAGAUUUGGGAAACAGGGAAAUCUUAGUGCUAAUGUUGAUGGUAAUUUAAUUUCCGAGUUUGCUGAAGGGAAAGAAGAAUGGGAAAGGUCAAUUAAUCGUGUCAUUCGUGAACUCUCUAGUACACAAGAUCAGGCUUCAGUAUUGCAGGGAGAAGCACUUACAGAGGCCAGAAACAGCGAAAAUGUGUUUGGAACCUACUGUUGCGCCUGUUUGUUUGGUAAAAAAGGUUUACUUCGUGAGGCUGCCAUUCGUGCUAUAAUAUCCCCCGUUGGGUUUGCUGCUCUUUGUACGCAUUCGCACACGGUCAUUGAAGCACUUCUUUCCUAUAUGGCUCUUCCCUCCCGUGGCUUGUGUGAUCCAGUGGCAGGGGUUGUAUUUGCGUGUUGCGAGGCACUUCAGGCUAUUAUAAAGGACAAUAUUCCAGAUUUGCCUCCCGUCUCUGCUCUCAUUUCACACAUUCAGCGCCUUUUACCGGCCUUAGUGAUUCGUUUGGGUGACAACAACAGCCGAAUUCGAGAGAUGGCUGAAUCUGUUCUCAUGUCUUUCUCUGAUUUGGCGCUUGAACCUGUUGUUUCAUCACUUCUUGUAGAUCCUGGGAAAGACAAAAAGCGUCCGGUUUCACCUAAGGUGCAUGUUGCCCGCAUGAAUAUGCUUAGUUCACUUUUUGAUCGAUACGGCAUUAACGGUGAUGAAUCCGUCAGUCUUGAAGUGGGUAAUGUUCUCUCCACUGCUGUAUUGAAUUGUUUGCAGCAUUCUAAUGGUGAGGUGCGGGAAGCGGCAAGUCGACUCUUUGCAAAGGCACUAGUUAUAGCUCCGACCCGUUCAGCCUGUUACAUGGAGGCUUUAAAACCUGCACAGCAGAACUUGGUUGAACAACAAAUGGAAGCUCUGAAAGCGACUGCGCAGAGAGUGAUGACUCAGGAUGAAUUAGUGUAUAGUGCUACGCUUAACUCUAGCGCAGUUCUAGACGAAAACGAAAUGCGUCCGGCAGGAAGAAACUGUCAAUCCAAUUCUGAGGGACGCAGCGCCCAUAUUGCGGCAAGGAAAUGCCAGUUCUGUGGGCAGUUCGAUGAAAAUUUUUCGGAGGCGGCACUGGAUAUUCACUUCAUUCGAGCAUGCCCAAUGCUUUGCCCUUGCCCACUGUGCGACCAGGUAACGGAGAUUGCCACCCUACAGCAGCACCUCACUACAGAGUGUGAGAACAGGCAUUUAGUGCGCGAGUGUCCUAUUUGCAGAGAAGCAGUGAGGGUGGAGGACAUCAAUAAGCACGUUGCGUUGAAUAAGUGUAUCAAAGCUGUCCCGACUCACAGUGUAUGUCCAUUGUGUCACGCUCGAUUUGAAACGGGGUUAGCUGGGUGGGUGGCGCACCUAGCCUCACCUCCUGGCUGUCCGAAUAAUCCGAGAAAGUAUGAUGGCUCAGGACCCCAAGUGAGAUGA